Messenger RNA from Cuscuta campestris, 1574 nucleotides. The record is from the annotation of a GenBank genome assembly. Lineage: Eukaryota; Viridiplantae; Streptophyta; Magnoliopsida; Solanales; Convolvulaceae.
GUCCAAAAGCAAAGUCGGGGUGCCCCGCAGAACCGCAAACACGCAAUUUGAUUGGCCAACUAUGCGGUGGUGAGCAACAGCGUGGCCACCGGGGCUUUUCCUCUUCCACACUCAACUCUCCCACUCCGUCGUAACUCUUCCAGCUCCGAGUGGGUCUCGUUCAUCCUCUGCGACGCGGCAAUGGCGGAUCCACCUAGAAAACUCGCAAAAGAGGAGCUGCUAACGUACGCUUACAUUCUCCUCUACAUUGCUCUAUCCAGCGCGCAGAUCUUCUUCAACAAGUGGGUUUUAUCAUCCAAAGAAGUAAACUUCCCUUAUCCUCUUGCCCUGACUUUGCUCCAUAUGGUCUUUUCAUCAGUGGCAUGCUUUCUGCUCACAAAGGUUUUCAAGAUUUUUAAAGUUGAGGAAGGAAUGACAAUGGACAUAUAUAUUUGGUCAGUUAUUCCAAUUGGUGCAAUGUUUGCUAUGACACUUUGGCUUGGGAACACGGCUUACCUGUACAUUUCUGUAUCAUUUGCUCAGAUGCUGAAGGCUAUCAUGCCAGUAGCUGUUUUCGUUCUUGGGGUAGCAGCUGGACUUGAAGUGAUGAGCUGCAGAAUGCUUCUCAUAAUGUCUGUCAUCAGUUUUGGUGUACUAGUUGCAUCUUAUGGGGAAAUUAAUAUCAGCUGGAUUGGAGUCGUCUACCAAAUGGGUGGUGUUGUUGGAGAAGCCUUGAGGCUUAUAUUCAUGGAGAUUCUUGUAAAGCGGAAGGGCCUAAAGCUAAACCCCAUAUCUGUUAUGUACUAUGUUAGCCCAUGCAGUGCUAUUUGCCUUUUGGUUCCAUGGAUAUUCUUGGAGAAACCAAAGAUGGAGGCACAAGAGACAUGGAGUUUUCAGCCUUUUAUUCUAACCCUCAAUUCUCUCUGUACCUUUGCUCUCAAUCUCUCGGUUUUCCUUGUCAUCUCACAUACAAGUGCCCUUACCAUUCGCGUAGCUGGAGUUGUCAAAGAUUGGGUGGUUGUGCUACUAUCAGCUCUUCUUUUUGCAGAUACAAAACUCACACUCAUCAAUAUCUUUGGUUAUGCUAUUGCAAUUGCAGGUGUCGCUGCAUACAAUAACCAUAAGUUGAGAAGGGAAGCUUUGCGAAGCAGCACCGAGCCCCAACCCUCUCAAUCUAUACCAUUGGUCUCAUAUUCAGAUCCUGAAAAAUAGGUGUGCAAGGAGGGAGCAGCUCAUGUUCUGCAAUUUGCUGCUCUGCAAUUGCAUGCAAACACAGAAUCUAAUCCAGAAAGUUCGGAGUUUAUGUAGUUGGCGCUGCGUUUGAGUUGUGCGGUGUACAUGAGUUCAGAGAACAAGUGAGUAAAAGAUUGUCAGCUAGUAUAACACGAAUCGUAGCAUAUAGUUUUGUGAGUGAGCCAUUUUUGAAUAUUUUGUAGCAAACAGUAAGGCCGUCACUUGGCAUUGGUGUUUGUAAAAGUUUCGAACUAAGUACACACUUUUCUAGACAUAAGAUUUAUGUAUGUAGGAGAGGACAUGGUUUUGUGGUUUCCAACAGGUACUAGUAUUUGAAUUGAAACGACGGUCUGGAACUGUAU